GGGCGAGGAUGUCGACGACGAUAACAGCAUGUGGCAUGCCAAACGGGCCUGGCGCUAGGCCCGUGCUCUCCUCAGCAGGCGCGGGGGGGACCGGGGCGCCGCCCGGCAGGCCGGGCAGGCCGCGCUGGCACGGCAAACGCCCUCCACGCCCGGCGCCGAUGGGCACCACCGCCAACCGCCACCGCAGCGGCGCCCGCGCCAGCCGCGGCGGCGCCCGUGGAGCCGGCGCGGCGGCUGGGGCGCUUGGCGCCAGCGGCCUCUGCCUGGGGCCGCCAGAGGGCGCGCCCGCCUCGAGUUCGGCGCGCGGGGAGGUGGCGCCGCGGGCGCCGCCCGUCCGCAGGCGCUCUCGCCCGCAGGCGUUGGCCAGUGCGGCUACAAGCCCGCCGGCGCCGCGCUCGCGUUCGCGCGGUGGCGGCGCGGCGCGCCGGGGGCGCGCCAGCGCCGGCGGCACCCCGCGGCGCUCCGCGACGCCGCCCCCGAGGGAGCCGGCGGCCGAGCUCGGCAGUGGCACGCCGCCCCGCCUUCGGCGCCCUGGCCGCGCCGAGGCGCCCGCGGGCUCCGGGGGCGAGCCCGCGACGCGAUCUGCGCCUGUGCCGCCCGCGCCGUCGGCGCCCCCCGCGCUGGCCGCGACCCCCGCGGUGGCGCCGCCCUCGGCGUGCGCGCCGGCGCCGCAGAGGGGUCCGCGGGCGGCGCCUGCUGUGGACCCGGCAGCGGCGGCGGCGCUGGCAUGGAUGGGCGGUGGCCGGCACUGCCAGGACUCCGCGCCCAGUCGCGCCCCAGCGCUCGGCCUGCCGCCCUGCCUCUUCAGCCGAGGAGGCUACAUGCAGAGCCCAAUCCGUGCGAUCGGGCGCUUCCUGUUCGGCCCGUCCUGGGCCUCCUUUGUGCUGGGGGCGCGGGUCACCUUCGGGAUGCUGCUUGUCGUCCUGAUCCUGUGCGCCUGGGUCACGGAGGUGAUCCAGAGAGUGUGCGUCCCCUUGUGCGGCUUCCUCGCGUGGUGUAAGCAGCGCUGCUGCGGGCCCGACCGCAACAAGACGAUCGCGGUGAAGACGGCCGACCAGCUGAACAAGGAACCGCCGACCAACUUCUACAGGGGCUGGAGGGCCGCGCUCCGCGCGGGUAGCGCGCGACAUGUGGUCUUCGCGGUCGACGGACAGAUCGCGCGUGUGGCCCUGCGCUGGAGCGAUGCCCAGACUAACGCCCAUGGCCUCAUAGUGGACUGUGAGGUGGUGUACGGCGCGACGUCGAGGAGGCCGAGGAAGGAUCUCGAGAAAGCGACCACCAAACGCCUCCACCUCUGCCGGAAGGCGGGCCCCUGCCAGGAGUGUGAGCCGCUGGGUUCUACGCCGUGGUCGCCGCAGACGCUGUGGUCGACCUCGACGAGCUGGUGGGGCGCGCGCCGCUGGGCUUGUGCUGCCUGCGGACCUCCCGCGGGCUGGCAGGGGUGCCUGGGUGUCUCUGGUCGUUUCUUCUGCGCCGGAGGCUGCUGCUGCUGCCAUGCCAGCUGCGGGCGCCGCGGGCGACGGCGCCAGCGGGCGCCGAGGACGGGCGACCCGAAGCCGCGCGACGAGUCGGGGACAGAGGACGAGGGCAUGCCCUGCGUGGCGCAUCGGGUCGGCUGGCGCGAGAGCGGGACGGGCCAGAUCACCCUCCUUGCGCCGCUGGUGCAGUGCGGCGACAAGGCGCUGGAGGAGAGCACGACGCUGCUGGUUGACGAUGCGAAGGUGAGCCCCAUGACCUCAGGAGGCGCGACGGGCGGAGCCCCGCGCUGCCCCCCCCACGCGGCCCUCUACCACUGGCUGAGGGGCGUCGAGCGGCUUGCCCUCUCCGACCUCGUGGCUCGGCUCGACGGGGUCGAGGCGCCCCUCGCGGGCAUCGUUCCGAGCCCGCCGAGUGCCGCCGAGUGCCUGAGGGAGCACCUGCGGGGCCCCGGACGCUACCCCGAGGGGGGCGACGCGGGCGCCUGGGGGAGGUUGCUGAACAGAUACGCAUGGGACCAGACCGCGGACGUCCUGAGCGGGCUCUCGCUGGCCGCGCCUGCCGCCCCCGCCGCGCCAGCCCUGGAGCCGCCGGGCUUCGCCGCGUCGGAGACCGCCAUCGUCUCCCUGGCCAGGACCUGCGACCGCUCGAACGUGCAGGUCUGCGCCACAUACGCCAGGGCGUCCCUCUACCAGGCCAUCAAGGAGGUUCUCGUCACUUCGAGAGGAGAGCUGGAUGGGCUGGGCUGGCCUACCUGCGUCGGCGCGCGGAUGGCCCUCGGGCUGGCAGGCCUCUUCUUCGGGGCGCGUGACCAGCGCUCCGUCCUCCCGCGCUACCGCGGCGUGGAGGACUUCGUGAAGCAUUCCCAGGGGGGGCGCGACGCCCGCGUCGUCCUGCAGAACGACGAGCUGGAGCCCCGCCCACGCUCGUCGGCUACCUUGGCGCAGUGGGUCAAGCAGGAGAGGAUCGACGCCGACGAGAAGCUUGUGAAGCUGGUGGAGGAGGACUCGGACGUGUUUCCAGGCGAGAAGGUGUGCGGCCAGUUCGAGGAGCUCAACUGGCGAUGGAGGGGGGGCAUCAAGGACGUCUACCGGCAGCUGCUGCGGCUCUUUGGCUGGGAGUGGUCGCGCAAGGAACAGCUCGAGUACAUGGCGCUCUCGCCCGACAGCGAGGGCAACCCUCUACUGCGCAUGCCCACUCUCCAAGCUGGACCUGGAUGA
Messenger RNA from Prorocentrum cordatum, 2696 nucleotides. NCBI's taxonomy places the organism in Eukaryota, Dinophyceae, Prorocentrales, Prorocentraceae. The record is from the annotation of a GenBank genome assembly.